AUGUCCAACACCGAGCAGACCUUCAUUGCCGUCAAGCCCGAUGGUGUCCAGCGCGGACUCAUUGGCCCCAUCAUCACCCGCUUCCAGAACCGCGGCUACAAGCUCGCUGCCAUGAAGCUCGUCUCCCCCGAGAAGUCCCUCCUUGAGCAGCACUACGCCGACCUGAGCUCCAAGCCCUUCUUCCCCGGCCUCAUCUCCUACAUGCUGAGCGGCCCCGUCUGCGCCAUGGUCUGGGAGGGUAAGGACGUCGUCAAGACUGGUCGUGCCAUCCUCGGUGCCACCAACCCCCUUGCCUCUGCCCCCGGCACCAUCCGUGGUGACUACGCCAUCGAUGUCGGCCGCAACGUCUGCCACGGCUCCGACAGCGUCGAGUCUGCCCAGAAGGAGAUUGCUCUCUGGUUCAAGAAGGAGGAGCUCCAGACCUACAAGCUCGCCCAGCACGCCUGGAUCUACGAGAACUAG
This is a messenger RNA of Aspergillus terreus NIH2624, 462 nucleotides long. Its product is annotated as nucleoside diphosphate kinase. The transcript has 5 exons. Lineage: Eukaryota; Fungi; Ascomycota; Eurotiomycetes; Eurotiales; Aspergillaceae. Gene Ontology annotation, biological process: UTP biosynthetic process; CTP biosynthetic process; GTP biosynthetic process. Bases 1 to 462 code for a protein of 153 amino acids. The record is from RefSeq and is a predicted model, not a curated record. Gene Ontology annotation, molecular function: nucleoside diphosphate kinase activity.